Molecule: messenger RNA, 4900 nt
Organism: Ctenopharyngodon idella (grass carp)
Lineage: Eukaryota; Metazoa; Chordata; Actinopteri; Cypriniformes; Xenocyprididae
Gene: ntf3
Product: neurotrophin 3
Exons: 2
Coding region: 137-931 (264 amino acids)
Biological process (GO): memory; nerve development; regulation of neuron differentiation
Molecular function (GO): nerve growth factor receptor binding; growth factor activity
Source: RefSeq, a predicted model, not a curated record
GAGAUCUGCGCGCUGCACUCUUCAGUAAGACUCUCAGCACGCACCGCGCGCUUUCUAUCUGGAAACUUUCGAAAAGGAUUCGCUAUAAACUCAUUACCUUCAUGUCGGCACUGCUGAAUAUUUCCUCACCGAUGCUAUGGUUACCUUUAUUACGGUCUUACAGGUGAAUCUAGUGAUGUCCAUCUUGCUGUACGUGAUGUUCCUCGCGUACCUCUAUGGUAUCUCAGCCUCGACGAUGGACAAGCAGCGGCCCACGCAGGACCCCAUCAACACGCUCAUCAUAAAGCUCCUGCAGGCCGACAUCAGCCGCAGCCGACAGAAGCAGGACGAGGGUGCCCUCGACGCGCUUCCUUCCAACACCUUAAACACACCUGCAGUGACCGACUACAAGGAGAAAGUCAGCUCAACCGCCUACCAGCCCGUGACAGACAUCUCGUCGGAGCUGCUACGUCAGCACAAACGUUACAACUCACCACGAGUGCUCCUGAGCGAGCGACCUCCGCUGCAACCGCCGCCGCUCUACCUAACGAACGACUUCGUCAGUAACCAAGAGGGCAACAAGACGCGGCAGAAGCGAUACGCCGAGCACAAAAGCUACAGGGCCGAGUUCUCGGUGUGCGACAGCAAGAGCGAUUGGGUGACGGACAUGACCACGGCCAUGGACAUUGAGGGACGACAGGUCACGGUUCUGAGGUCCAUCAACGCGGGACGCACGAACAUAAAGCAGUACUUUUACGAGACAAAAUGUGAGACCGCCAAGCACCACAAGAGCGGCUGUAGGGGUAUUGACGGGAAGCAUUGGAACUCACAGUGCAAAACCUCGCAGUCUUUCGUGCGCGCCCUCACUCAGUAUAAAUCUAUGGUGGGUUGGCGCUGGAUACGGAUAGACACCUCAUGCGUCUGCGCACUUUCACGCAAACGCAGGACAUGAAAAACACUACAGCAACCUAACCACUGUCUUUCUAUUGUUCCCUGUAAAUAUAUAAAUUAUUAUUUAAGUUAUAUGGAAUGCAUAUAGUUUAUACAUGUCUAUGUAUAAUGUAUAAAUAUACUUGUUAUUUAUUUAAGUUUGCAAAGAAAAAGCUUUUUAAAAAAAGAGAGAAUGAGAGAGAGACUUGACGAAAACAUGCAAUGCCGCUAAGCUACAGGAGCAUUGCAUGCUGAAUUGUGCCUUGCUCACGUAGGACACGUCACUCCACUAGACCUGGACCUUGGGAACAGUUGCAAUGGAAAACACAGAUCACUCAAUAUCAUAUUUACUUCAGUAUUGUUCAUGAAAACCAGUUUUUCUACUGGAACAGGCUGCCAGUAUAUCCUCUUCGUAUCUGGGAAAACGAAUCACAGUCGGGAUGUUGUAUGAAAAUAUGUAAACUUACAGUAUAUGUGUAUCAAAACUGCAUGAAAUACCUAAGAAAUAUAUAUUUUUCUAAGCACUCGUAUUGUACACCGUGAAAACAUGAUGUUAGUGGUUUAUAGAUGGCGAGACUGAUGGAAAAGAAUCGAAACGCCACUAGCAAAGCAAACCACUGGAAUAUUAGUCACAUUCCUAGCAGAAUAUAUGGACCAAAAAGUAUAUAAAAUAUGGUUUAGUAUUUCUCAAAUUCAAUCUGGGCAGUGUUUUGAUUCUAGAUGGCCUUCUGGAAGUAUUUAGAGAAAAAUUCACAAUAUCAUUUUAGAAUUCGCCUUUAGCACAUGCCGACAUAGCAGCGGUAAAGGGGAAAGUGGGGAUGAAAGCAGCCAAAAAUUAAAGGGAUAGUUCACCCAAAAAUGAAAAUUAUUCCAUGAUUUACUCAUUCUCAAGUCAUCCUAGGUGUAUAUGACUUUCUUCUUUCAGACGAACACAAUCGGGGUUAUAUUAAAAUAUAUAUUCUUGCUCUUCCAAUGAGGGGCGUGAUAUUUUGAAGCCCAAAAAAGUGCAUCCUCCAUCAUAACAGUAAUCCAUACGGCUCCAGGGGUUAGAGACCUUCGGAAGCGAAACAAUGCGUUUUUGUUAUAAACUAUAAUAACUAGUUUCCGGCAGAUGGCCGUAUGCACCGAUUUACGGCAAAAGAGUAACCUCUGACACGACGUAGGAUGUGGUAGUAGCGUAAUUGACGCCUCUCGCGGUUUAAACAAAUAGGGCUGUGCAACAAACUUAAGCUCCUCUUCUCUUAUAUCGAAAUCCUCCAACAUUUCUCUUUGAAAAUUCUCGUUUUAGACUUCUAAUUUGUGACUGUUGUUUUUUCUCUAUUCUCUGCGCUUUCAUGUUUGUCAGUACAUCAUGGUCAAGGGUUACUCUUUCGCCAGAAAUUGAUGUGUACGGCCGUCUGCCGGAAGCUAGUUAUUAUAGUUUAUGAAGUUUUAAAUAUGGAUAUUUUUCUUACAAAAACCCAUCGCUUCGCUUUAGAAAGCCUUUAUUAACCCCCUGGAGCCGUAUGGAUUACUUUUAUGAUGGAUAAAUGUAUCUUUUUAGGCUUCAAAAUUCCAAGCCCCCUUCAAUACCAUUAUAAAGCUUGGAAGAGCCAAGAUACUUUUUAAUAUAACUCUGAUUGUGUUCAUCUGAAAGAAGAUAGUUCACCUAGGAUGGCUUGAGGGUGAGUAAAUCAUGGGAUAAUUUUUAAUUUUGGCUGAACUACCCCUUUAACUUAUAAGGGUCCAAUGAUUAAACUUUUGCUCACCAUUAGUAGUGCUGAAAAAGGUUCCUCAGCAGAUGGAGGAGCAAAGACUCCUCCUACUAGCCACGCCCUUUGCUAGAAGCCACGCCCAGCCUGCCAGAGUCCAAUCUGACCACCACGACCACCAGAAAUAAGCUUAGUGCACUUUUAGCCUCUUUUCGAUCACCUACUAUGAUCAAUUGCAACUUUACAAACUUAAAGAGCGAAGCCAGCACGAAUAAGAGCAGCAUGUAAACAAAAGGGCAACUAAAUGGGCCAUUGCUAAUGACACUGUAGUCUUACACAGAGGUAAAGCUGCCUUAAGACGAUGUACAUACGUGCAGAGCUGGGAUUUGAACACGUAAUCUCUCCCUUAAGAGGGUUUCCCUCUUGUCAGACUCAUCUUAGGAGAUAAGCAGUUCGCCGGUGUGCUGCAGCUAUAAAAAGGCCUGCCGUGUUUUCCUUCUGUACGUUUAUAUAAGGAGACCUAGUCAAUCGUUAGUCAUGAGAGAUUUCUAUGCUAUCUAAGAUGUGCUAAAUAUGUCAGCCUCUUCAUCAGAUUGAUUUAAUAUACAUCAGAGUAGAUCAUGGUUUGUACUGCUUCACAAUAAAUAUGAUAUACCCAAGACAACACGAAAAGCAAAGCAUCAGAGGCAUAUAGACAGCACGUUUAGGGUCAUAUGAAGAGCAGGCAGCUGCGGCUCGGCUUUUGUUCAGGCUUUUCUUUGUCACCUCUGAUUGGAAAAACUGUCCGAGCAUCCCCAAGGAACAACAUAUAGAACCCAACAUUUGCAGUAUUGGUGAUAUUUUUGGUUACCUACACAUAUUUAAUUCUCUAUCAGCAUAGCAGGAUAAGCCGGAAUGAGGUCCAAACCCAUUAAUGCAUGAAGUGAAGUGCCAAGACUUUGUCCUCCAAGUCCAAACAUAAAACUUUAUUAGCAUGCAAUCAUUUAUUACAAUGUGGCUAUAAAAAAAAAAUCGAUAUAAAUUUUUUUUAUUGCAUUUUCAUCCUUUAUGAGAGGGUUGUUAGAUAAAGGCACUAAAAUCAAAUUGGCUCUGUUUGUGACCGGAUAUUCAAUGCUUGUAUUGGGUGUGAAAUUUUGAGAAAGUGUCAGCUCAGAUUCGAAACACAACCACAGACCACCAAGGAUACAACACACCUUUUUUCGAAUUCAAUAUUCCGGCUGAUUACGUCCCGCUUCAGUUCGGCCCUCUGCGGAAAAACAGGAUAAAAGCUGAACACAGGAACUUUCUAGGAUACUGCUGGGAAUGGCCCACACAGUUGUCCAAAUGCAUUGCCUUUCCUGUAACAAACAUUAUUACACUGGAACAUGAGGAUCCCUAAACGAUUUUGUCUUGGAUGACUUUCACUGAAACAUUCCUGUGCAUUUUAUGCUGUCUUGAAAAGCCCUGCUGGUGUCAAGCAUGCUGUGUAGGAUUCUUGCUGCUUUAAACCACUACAACCGACCUUAUAAUGGACCAAUGGCCAUUGCUGAAACCCUUGGAUAACUCUUUUUAAUGCUGAAAAGGAAACUGUGCCAAAACACACCAAACUCUAUUUAAGGACUACAUGCUUCUUAAUAAUAUUCAGACAUGAAAAUGAUCUCCGGUAUGUCAAAAUUGAGAAAAUUGCAAGGCGAAUCUCUAUUUUAGUAAAGAAGAAAGACUCGUUUGCUUGCUGGUCGUUGUUUAGUGAAGUAGUUUCUUUUGGCUGUACCCAUAACCCAUUGUUUGUAUUUUUUAUUUUAUUUUAUUUUUAUUUUUUUUGAGAGAGAGAGACUUUUCCCAUAAUGUCUCUUGAAAUGUCUUUCUCAUGCUGAUACUUGAAGGAGCGCUGUUUAUCUGGCCUACAACAUCCUCCUCUUUUCGCUGCAAGGGCAGUCUGUGUGAGAUUUGUCUGAAUAAAGGUUUUUUUUUUUUUUUAAUCUUCCUGCUGAUUACGUCCUUUUGGGAAUCUACUGUAUGAAUAUUGUCCUCUGCAGGGUUUAAUAUCUCUCUUUGUAUGUUAAACAUUUCAAUCAUUCACAAAUGACCAGAAGAGAACCCAAGAAUGUUUCCCAGCCUUGAGUCGUGAGAUGAUCCGUGUUUCUGUAAUCAAACACUGAUGGUCUCUUUAAAACCCGAGUAACCAUGGGAAGGAGCAUAUAGGACUAAACAACCUUCAGUGACCUAUAAAUACAUUGGUUUGCCAGAACCCACAGGAAGAAAAUAGCUCUGGGCGAUGGUUAAUUAGCAUAUAAUCCUCUUGCGGUGUGUUCUUAAGAGCA